Anopheles coluzzii is the source of this 2397-nucleotide messenger RNA. RefSeq lists its product as uncharacterized. The transcript is spliced from 2 exons. Lineage: Eukaryota; Metazoa; Arthropoda; Insecta; Diptera; Culicidae. The record is from RefSeq and is a predicted model, not a curated record. Bases 306 to 2324 code for a protein of 672 amino acids.
GUACGAUGCUGUCAUGCGAAAUGCAACGAAAUGACGUCUGUUUGUUGUGAAUUUUAGAACGAAGCAAACACAAUCCACAGCCGAAUAAGGGACGCCGAGACGAGCAGAGUUGAACGCAUUUUAAUCGUGAUUUUACUCUGGAUUACCUUCGAAAUUCGUCUUUCUUUCGACCAUUGUGUGUAGAUCCAGUGUUGAAGUACCAAUAACGAUAAUACGUCAAGAAUAGGAAGUUGUUUAUCGACCUAGGAAAGGCCUGCCAACGACUGCAUUGAUACGAGAUAUUCAGCGAAGAUUCUGAUUGCAGGAUGCCGUACGUUAUAAUAAAGACGGAUAACGCAGCGGGCCAAAAGAAGCUGCUGGUGGUGCCUGAAACAUGGGUGGAAAGUAAAGCCGGACAAGGCGAAUAUUUGCGUUGGCCAGAUGCGAAAAGUAUAAAAAAUCUGAAAGAACUGCUAGAGAAUGAAAAAAGCAUCCCAGCAGCUGUAUGGGAAAAACGUAAAUGCAAUAUCAUAUACCAGCACGUUCCUUCUCUAGCAUCAGGAGAGAAAACGAUAGAAAUUAUGCAAAAUUCGAUUCCUGCUGGUAAAGGCACCAGUACAAGCACAACGAAGAGUAUGGAAUGGAAAUGUGCUAAGGAUCAGAAGAAUGAACCAGGAGCGUAUCAUCCUCCUUCGAAAGGGACGCUGAUUGUGGUUGAAGAAACACAGCCGAGUGAAAAUUUGCAGGAUUUAUUAGGCGUUGUGAUUCCCAAGGAGGAGAUCGAGGAUUCAUUUGAAGAUUCGAAUGAUCUGCUAAGAAUAGAACCUUUAAAUGUUUUAACUGAAAGGGAAAGACAAAGCAACGAACAAAAUCUGAUGUCCUUGCUAGGCAUCGAGGAAACGGGGUACGAUCCAUUCAACGAUGUAAGUCCUUCUGCGGAAGUAUCCCAGCCAAGUGCGAGCAAGGUAGCUGGGAAGAGUUCUGCAAAGAUCGAUCCACCUAGAAAUCCAAGUUUGAAUGUGAUCGAGGCAAAACAGCUGAGAGAUUUAGACAUAAUAGAGUACGAUCCGUUUGAGGAGGUAAGCCCUUCGCCGGAAGUAUCCCAUCCACCUAGUAAACCACGUGUGAAUGUGAUCGAUGCUAAGCAGCUGAUAGAUGAUGCACAACGCUUCUUCUCCGACGCCAGCAAAGAGGCGGAUAGUGAACCAUCCGUAGAGAUUCAGUCAUUUUCUCAGCUAAUCGAUAUGGUACAAGAGAUAAAAUUUAUGAUCGAAAAAAGUCAGAAAGACAUUAAAAAAAUUGUGUCCAAUGCUAUGUACAAAAUGACUAGGUCCAUUAAUAUGCUGCUGGAUGGAGAAGUUACUGGGAUGCCGAUCGAUAAUCUGUCGGAUGAUAAUGAAGGACUGAAAUUCGACGUGCUAACGAGCGUAGAGGCAGUGGAAAACUUCGAAGAACGUCUGAAGGACGAAAAAUAUCUGAAGGAGAUACACAGCUGGGUCGAUUCCUGUGUCCGUUUUGAGGGUAGCGCACAGCACCGUAUGCAUAAAAUGCUGGAUCUGAUAUUCGACCGAAAACUAUUUGCAAAGUUCAGCUGGUCAGGAAGAUAUAAACUCCCAAUGCAAAAGUAUACGAAUAUACUGAAACUGUUUGAAUACAUCGGCACCAACGGUAUGGAACGCGUGGAACGAGCGCAUGUAGAAAUAUUCUUUAAAGGAAAAUUGACCCAUGCCUAUGCUAGGGUACACAUUACCAGUACGGACAGAUCGCACCCAAAAAAACGGAAAACUACACUUCAGACGUGCGAUCAAGGUCAGGCAAGCAAAUCGAAAAUAGGUCCAACAGAAGAAAUCUCAAACGCAUCGGAAUUUAAUGUGAAUGUGCAAGGUGCCAGUCAUAGAGGUACCGUCGAACAACAAAAAGGCAACUUAGAAACGGGACAAGCUUCAACAGCACUACCAAGUACUUCAAAACCAUCCGUAAAGGUAAUUUUACCUGUAGUUAAUGUUAAUCCUAUAAAAUCGACGAUACAACUGGAUGGAUUCGAAAGUGCUUUAAACGACGUGAAAAAGAAAAUCCAAGUGCAUAGAUGGGUUGAUAGAACGGUUGGCCAAAUUGCUGAUGCUGAACAACGGAUGAAAGUGUUGCUGGAACGGCUGAUUGAUCGAAAUGCUUUGCAAAAUUUUUGCUGGAUGGAUACUGGCAGCGGAAAGCGACGAUUAGACCAGUACAAAAACUUUAUUCGACUGUUCGAGUACGCCAGCAGAACCAUGGUAUCCAAUACGGUCUUGUUUCAUCAUGAAUUGGUGGCCAGCUUCUUUGCAAAGACGUUGGACCACGUGUCGUAGCAAGUAGGCUGAGGAAAUUAAAAUGCGAACGAAAUGAAAUAAAUGGUGAUCGACCAAGAAUUGAAAUAUUUCA